GAUGGCGUGCGCGGCUCCUUAGGCUUUUCUAUCGGUGCCUGGACGCCUUUCGCCACUAUGUAUGCAGAAGGGGAAGCUGCUGCGACCUGAAAUACUGUUUUCAGGUGUUUCAUAGGACUACGCAACAUAAUUGAAACAAACCCUGGAGUUUUUUUUUAUCUUCUUCUUUUUUAAAAUUUGCGUUGUUUUUCUGGAUUACUUCCAAAAUUGGGGGACCCUCAGUCCCCGCAGGGCAUCUGUUGGAUUGCGAUGCGUUUCUAGAUCUGCGUCUGCUGCGGCACCGAGCUGACGGACACCAGAGGGAUCCGAUCGGCAGUCUCGGUUGACGGGGGCAGGGCAGGAGCGGCAGAUGCAUUGGGAUCCGGGUGUAAGGAAAUCGUAUUUUAAGUGGGAUGUGCGCGGAGAAUGCUAAUGCGAGCGCCGGCACCGCAUUCCCACUGCUGCAGAGGGACCGGAGGAGGUGAUCGUGCCACUGACAUGCAUGUUUUUCAUGCACCGAUUCAUGCAACAUUUUGGUUUAAGUGAAAACCGCAACGCUGAAGAAUUUUACCUGCUCUGAUUACUGAAUAUUUCAGCAAACAGAUGCCUUUGACCAAGAGCAACUGAUAUGCUCUAAGCAUCAUUUUAUCUGUCUUUAAUUAAAAUAACUGUGGAAAAGAUGGGGAAUAGUUUUUCCAAUAUAUCUGCGUUUCAGUCCCUUCAUAUUGUCAUGCUGGGUCUGGACUCUGCCGGUAAGACUACAGUUCUUUACCGUCUGAAAUUCAACGAGUUUGUGAACACGGUGCCGACGAUCGGCUUCAACACGGAGAAAAUCAAGCUGAGCAACGGCACCGCCAAGGGGAUCAGCUGUCACUUCUGGGACGUGGGGGGGCAGGAGAAGCUGAGACCUUUGUGGAAGUCCUACAGCCGCUGCACGGACGGCAUCAUCUACGUGGUGGACUCGGUGGACGUGGACCGCCUGGAGGAGGCCAAAACCGAGCUGCACAAAGUCACCAAAUUCGCGGAGAACCAGGGGACCCCUCUGCUGGUGAUCGCCAACAAGCAGGACCUGCCCAGAUCCCUGCCGGUAGCCGAUAUCGAGAAGCAGCUGGCUCUUCAUGAGCUCACCCCGGCCACCACCUACCACGUCCAGCCGGCCUGUGCCAUCAUCGGCGAAGGACUCCACGAGGGCAUGGACAAGCUAUACGAGAUGAUUGUCAAACGCAGAAAGUCGUUGAAGCAGAAGAAAAAGCGAUAACGGCAGAUUUUUUUUUUUUUUUACAUUUUAUUUUUAUUUUCAGUUUUUGUAUUAUUCUUCCUUUUAACACAAGUACUGUAAUCCAGCGCUGUCCGAGUAUGCCACUGAUGCACCCUAAAUAAAUCUUUACUUUGCAGUGA
This is a messenger RNA of Brienomyrus brachyistius, 1377 nucleotides long. Its product is annotated as ADP-ribosylation factor-like protein 4C. Gene Ontology annotation, molecular function: GTP binding; GTPase activity. Gene Ontology annotation, cellular component: cytoplasm. NCBI's taxonomy places the organism in Eukaryota, Metazoa, Chordata, Actinopteri, Osteoglossiformes, Mormyridae. Gene Ontology annotation, biological process: intracellular protein transport; endocytic recycling. Bases 659 to 1237 code for a protein of 192 amino acids. The transcript has a single exon. The record is from RefSeq and is a predicted model, not a curated record.